GGUUGACGUUUGUGUAGUAUCUCGAAAGUUCUUGGAAAAGUGACAUAUUGUCAAUUACAGUAGAAAUUAUAUUUUAUCGGAGUGCAGGUGAUACUUAACCCAUCAUUAUGGAUACCGAUGUCAAUAAGAUGCCUGUUAAUAAGAUCCAUCGUAUUUUAUUGGAUGCUGGCUUACCAUCAACUAUUGAAGAUCUCAAAAAUCCUGCGGAACAAUACAUUAUGAUGUUAUUAACAUCGUUCUUGUCACAAUUUGGCAUUAAUAUGAACUUAAUUGAUCAGCCAACUGCAGAACAGUGUGCUAUUAUGACAUAUUUUAAGGAUUCUGACAUAAUAAGUCUGAUCAACUUGCACACAGCUCUGACACAAAUAUUUAACAAGAUAUUUUUAGAAGAUUUUCACAUUACUGAUAUUACUAAUCCAGGACAAAAACGACUUAGGAGGCAAGCCAAAUUUCUCGCUAACUUUGUAUUGUAUGCAAUGCAGAAAAAAAUAGACAUUAAGGAUAGAAUGGAUGAAGUUCAUGCUAGAUCUAAGCUACUAGAAGAAUUAAAAGAUAAGAAAACUCAAAUUGUGGAGUCUAUUAAUGAUAAAGCUUUGCACAAAGCAAAACAAUUGUCUUUGAUGAAGAAGCUUGAAAAUGAUAUACAACAUGUACAGUCAAAAAUUGAAAAGAAUAAUAAAAGGGAAUUAGAACUUGAGCUAAUAAAAAAUAAAGCAGAAAAGGGAAAUCAUAAAGCUAAGGAACUUUGUAGAUCUGUUAAAGCAACUGUAAUGAAGCUGUCCAAAGAAAUAGAUGACUUACAGUCAGAAGUAGUAUAUUCACCAGAAGAGUUUCGAUCACGUCUAAAUGAACUUGAGGAGCAAAAGAACGUAAAAAUCGAGGAACGUGACAUAAUGCAAGAAGCCAUUCAAGAUAAAAAACAAUCUAUGAAACAGAUUGGAGCAGAACUGGAUAUUAUCCAGAAAGUGAAUGAUGAAUUGACUGCGCUUAAAAUUAUAUAUGAGCAGCUAAUGAACCAAAAAACGCAAUCAGAUAAUAUUAAGAAGCAGAUUGAAUCGCUGAACAAUAUGCGAAAUGAACAACAAAGUAAAUUAUCAAUGCUUAAAAGCCAAACCGAUAGCGAAGUGAACGAACUCAAAUCAUAUCGUAAGGAAGAUAUCGUUAAAUUGGAUGAUUUGUAUAAACAAUUACUGAGUGAGAAAAAUUCGAAGAAAACUCAGUUAGAUGCGAGAAAAGUUUACUUCAAUGAGAAGUGCCUAGAAAGAAAUAAAUUGAAAGAAGAGAUUAGAAGAAAAGAAGAGGUAUCCGCGGCUCUCGUACAGAAUUUUCAAGGAAUUUAUGACAAUGAAAUUGCUGAUGAACUUAAAUUACGGAAAGCCUACAGGGAGUUAUAAUUGGAAAGCGUUUGGAAGGAAUCAUCCAAUAAAACGGAUUGUAUCUAUUAAUUAUUAUCAUAUAUAUAAUUA
Dinoponera quadriceps is the source of this 1466-nucleotide messenger RNA. RefSeq names its product probable kinetochore protein nuf2. The transcript is spliced from 9 exons. The record is from RefSeq and is a predicted model, not a curated record. The coding region runs from base 108 to 1394 and encodes 428 amino acids. Gene Ontology annotation, cellular component: kinetochore; Ndc80 complex. Lineage: Eukaryota; Metazoa; Arthropoda; Insecta; Hymenoptera; Formicidae.